Molecule: messenger RNA, 2816 nt
Organism: Centropristis striata (black sea bass)
Lineage: Eukaryota; Metazoa; Chordata; Actinopteri; Perciformes; Serranidae
Exons: 2
Coding region: 1573-2628 (351 amino acids)
Molecular function (GO): nucleic acid binding; zinc ion binding
Source: RefSeq, a predicted model, not a curated record
AGAGGUGCUGGCUGUUUAGUGCCACUGGUGGCGGUAAUGAGGUGGGCCGUAUAAAAGCCGCCGUCCUCUCCUCGCGAUUCCUUUUGCAUCCGCGUCAUUGGUGCGUCACUUCCGGGUCCCCGGUUGUUUAGCCGACAGGUAUGGCUGCCCGCUGUUUCGACUCAUUGAUCGCUUGGUUCUUUCUGCGUGCUCACGGCAUUUGUGUUUGCAGGGUGAUUGUUUUGCAUGCUGCUCUGGGCAACUCAUGUGCGGCGGUGCCUUCUGUUUGGUGAAUGCCAGCAGCGGCCGGUGUCCUCUCUCCCUCUCUCCUCCUUGAGAGUAUGUGUGUGUCCCUAACAGGUAUGUGUGUAUUAGUAUGGUCAACUACAGUAUUAUAAUAUCAAGCCGUAAUGCUAACAGUAUCUCUUUCUAAUUAGGAUUGUGCAAUUAGCUGGUGGUUGCUGCUGCUUUGUCUCCGCGGUUGUCUCCGCGGCUGUCUCCGCGGCCGCUCUGUCUUUAUUAAAGACUGUCCAUACUAAAGACGUUGUCUCCACUAAAACUCAUCUGUAAUCACCCUGCUGGAGCUCGUUCCUGGGCUGCUAAAUGCGCAACCGCGCUCAAUAGAGCUGGUGUAUUGCAGCCGAGCUGCUGCCCGCUGUUGACGGCCCACACCGUGCCCCCAGAACACUGAUUCGGACUUUGAUCCAGACCCGGAAUGAGUGUUUUAUUAUAAGUGUUUAUUUUAGGAUUAUUUUGUACACCAUGUUAUUUUAGGAUUAAAAUGGGCAGUCACUGAUUUUGUUAACAUUUGAUUUUGUGUUUGUUUUUGUUGAUUUGCCCACUAAUUUGUUUAUCCCUUUUUCUUUAGUUGCUGGAGACUGGUGGUGGCGGUGCUCGUGCUCGGGUGGUGGUGUCCUCCCCUUUUCCGUCGUUUGCUGUGUCCUGGGAGUGGUCUUCACUAGAGUGUAUCACGUAUGUCGGGUGUUUUAAGUUGAUUUCUUUAUUGUUGGUGGAUCUCCUCCCCCCUCUGCACUAGCCCUUCUCCAUCCAGUCAGCUCCAGCUCUCCCCCCCCAGUUUGCUUUUCUUGCUUUUAUAUUUGAAGGACUGUUUUUAAGAUUAUUGUGAAAAAAAAGUAUAAUAAAACUAUUUCUAUUUUCAUAACCACGUCUCCUGCCUUUGAGUAAACCUUACCUGUGUGCUGCUCCCAAAUUAAUUCCCUGGGUGAAAUUCCCAGGGUGGCGUUGUCGGUUUCUUUCCUUAAUUUGGCUGUUUAAAUUAUAAGGUUUAAUUUCUUUAGUUCACUUUACACUCGCCACAAACUUGGCGUUGUCGGCAGGAUUUGCUCUUUUUAACGGCUGAGACGUGUGUUCACUUCUGUUUAGUUUUUUUUUCUUGUUUUUUUUUUCUUCUUUUGUUGUCUUUAAUUUGUUGUGUGGCCUAAUUUUCUUUCUGUUUGUGCAUACAGAUUGGAGUAAUUGGAGACAAAGCAGCAGUGGCCCUUUUGUGGACGUUGAGUUUUGGUGCCUACUACAGGUUUGAAUUUUGUGGUGCUUUUGCAUCAUAGUUAGUGGUAGUGUGAGUUUGUAGUAAUCAUGGAGGACGAAAUACUUGAACUUAGAGGGCUGAUUGCACAGUUAACAGCAGAUAAUGAGCGGUUACGACAGGGACAGGCUGGCCCUAGUGUUCUGCCAUCUACUUCUUCAGCACCACCUGUUAUCCCCCCCACUUCUGGUCCCUCCGUAGCAGAGAGGUUAAUUUUUGUGCCUAGAGAUAGGAAGUGUCCGGUCUUUAGGGGAAGGACAGGCGUAGGAUUGAGUGAGUGGGUGGAGGAGGUGCAGGCGAGUAUGAGGGCUCGGCGUUUGUCCCAGUCUGAUCAGGCGUUUUUCCUGCUCGACCACCUAGAGGGAGAGGCCAAGGAUGAGAUAAAGUAUCGCUCUGCCGCUGAGAGAGAGAACCCUGUUAAAAUAUUUGCCAUUUUGGAGGAGCUGUACGGGUGCUCAGAGUCGUAUGUUUCACUGCAGCAGGCUUUCUUCUCCAGGAGGCAGCAAGAGGGAGAAACUCUUCAGGAGUUCUCCCUUGCUUUAAUGGGCCUAAUGGAGAGGGUGAAGCAGUGCGCCCCCACUGACAUGCCGGAUGCCGGGACCCUUUUGAGAGAUCAGUUUGUCGAGCACGUCUUGAAUCGUUCCUUGUGUCGUGAGUUGAAGCAGCGGGUGCGUAGUCAGCCUGAUUGCACCUUACUCGAUGUGAGGGCCGAGGCUAUUCGCUGGGAGCGGGAAGGUUUGCCUGGUGGUGCGAGAGGUCGCAGCCAAUCAGUCCCCUCAGUGUAUGGUGUCCAGUAUGGUGUUCAUGGUGGCCCCCAGGGGGCUGUUCCAUCCUCCACGGCUUCUGAGAUGAGUGAGAUGAGGGAGAUGUUGGAGCAUCAGCAAGCGCAGCUCAAUCAGCUCAUGAGGAGCAUUGCUCAGCUACAGAACUCCAACCAGUACCGUCAUCCACCACCAUCAGGGCCCUUAAUAUGCAGACGUUGUAAUCAGCCUGGGCAUUAUGCACGUGAGUGUGAUGGGGUGCGUGUUCCUUCUCGUUCUCAGUUUCCUUCACGACCCCACUUGAAUACUGGUCGGCAGUCUCGCUCUCCGGUGUCGGAAAACUAGUGCCCACCGAACUGCAGAGCCACAGUUUGGGUGGGGCCGCUACUGGCUCAAAAGCUGCUUUACGCAACUUGGAUGCUUCGGGAUUGGUUUCGUCUUGCCCCCAUUUGGAUGUAGACAUGGGUGGUGUGAGGGUCCCUUGCCUGGUAGACACCGGUUCCAUGGUGUCUACAAUCUCUGAGAGUUUCUUC